Balearica regulorum gibbericeps (East African grey crowned-crane) is the source of this 2136-nucleotide messenger RNA. The record is from RefSeq and is a predicted model, not a curated record. NCBI's taxonomy places the organism in Eukaryota, Metazoa, Chordata, Aves, Gruiformes, Gruidae.
GUUACGGGGCUGCUUUCAGCUGGUACAGACCAUAAAGAUGCUUGGGUACGGGACAACAUCUACAGCAUCCUGGCCGUGUGGGGGCUGGGGAUGGCCUAUCGGAAGAAUGCGGACCGAGAUGAGGAUAAGGCCAAAGCCUAUGAGCUUGAGCAGAAUGUUGUGAAGCUGAUGCGGGGACUCUUACAGUGCAUGAUGAGACAGGUAGAUAAGGUAGAGAAGUUCAAAUGCACACAGAGUACCAAAGACUGCCUACAUGCCAAGUAUAACUCUGCAACUUGUGCCACUGUGGUUGGGGACGACCAAUGGGGGCAUUUACAAGUGGAUGCAACUUCCCUUUACCUUCUCUUCUUGGCACAGAUGACCGCAUCAGGGUUACGUAUUAUCUUCACCCUCGAUGAAGUUGCCUUUAUUCAGAAUCUUGUUUUUUACAUAGAAGCUGCCUACAAAGUUGCUGAUUAUGGAAUUUGGGAACGUGGUGACAAGACAAACCAGGGCAUCCCUGAACUGAACGCGAGCUCCGUAGGGAUGGCCAAAGCUGCUUUAGAAGCAAUUGAUGAACUAGAUCUUUUUGGAGCUCAUGGAGGACACAAAUCAGUGAUUCAUGUUCUUCCCGACGAAGUAGAACAUUGUCAGUCUAUUCUGUACUCCAUGUUGCCAAGGGCAUCCACGUCAAAGGAGAUAGAUGCUGGCCUUCUCUCUAUUAUUUCUUACCCAGCUUUUGCAGUGGAGGAUCUAAACCUUGUUAAUGAGACCAAGAGUGAAAUCAUAUCCAAAUUGCAGGGCCGCUAUGGCUGCUGUCGCUUUCUCCGAGAUGGUUACAAGACGCCCAGAGAGGAUCCGAGCAGGCUGCACUAUGAUCCUGCUGAGCUGAAGCUCUUUGAGAAUAUUGAAUGUGAGUGGCCGGUAUUCUGGACAUACUUCCUAAUUGAUGGAGUAUUUAAUGAGGACAAAAUUCAGGUUCAAGAGUAUAGAGAGGCUCUGGAAGGAAUACUUAUUAGAGAGAAGAACGGAAUAGUGCUAAUGCCUGAACUGUACGCAGUCCCUCCAGAAAAGGUGGAUGAGGAGUAUGAAAAUCCUCACUCAGUGGAUCGUGUCCCAGUGGGAAAGUUGCCUCAUCUUUGGGGCCAAUCAUUGUAUAUCCUUAGCUGCCUAUUAGCAGAGGGAUUUCUUGCUGUGGGUGAAAUUGAUCCCUUAAAUAGGAGAUUUUCCACUGGAUUUAAACCUGAUGUUGUGGUACAAGUAACUGUUUUGGCAGAAUCUAAUCAAGUUAAGAAUCUCUUACAAGACCAUGGAAUCAAUGUUCAGAGCAUUGCUGACAUCCAUCCACUCAGAGUGCAGCCAGCUCGCAUCCUGAGUAACCUCUACACCAUGCUGGGCCGGAACAAGAACAUGAAAUUAAGUGGACGGCCACACCGACAUAUUGGAGUGUUAGGCACCUCCAAGCUGUACGUGAUAAGAAAUCAAAUAUUUGCUUUUACCCCUCAGUUUACUGACCAGCAUCACUUCUAUCUGGCUCUAGACAAUCAGAUGAUUGUGGAGAUGCUCAAGACAGAACUGGCUUACCUCACUUCUUGUUGGAGGAUGACAGGGAGACCAACCCUGACGUUUCCCAUCACCCACACAAUGCUUGUUGAUGAUGGUACUGACAUUCAUCCAGCAGUUCUUGCCACCAUAAGAAAAUUAGAGGAUGGUUAUUUUGGAGGUGCAAGGGUGAAGAUAGGCAAGCUAUCCGAAUUUCUUACCACCUCUUCUCAUACGUAUCUGAGCUUCCUGGAUCCAGACUGUGAUGUAAAACUGUUUGACGACCCUAACGAAGGCCGUAAUAAUCCUGACAGUGAAUAUGGAGGCUAUCCAGCAGAUUUCUGUGAAAAAGAAAGCCAGGAUGAGCUGGAUCAGUAUAUAAAUGAUGUCCUACAGAGCACAGCACUGAAAUCAUACCUGCCUCCAACUUCAAAGACUGCGAAUCAACCGCCUGUGUUCAGUGCAAACCAUUCCACAAAAGAAAUACUGUCAAUAAUGGCCAAGACAAAGGGCUUGGAAGUUCCAGCUGUGUCUAUGUCUCUUCCCACUAAAGUUCUGAACACACACCGGAAGUCUCUGAAUCUUGUUGAUAAUCCCCAUUUCUUUGAGACAAAG